ACCAAAACUCGACAGCCCUGUUGCAAUGUUUACGCGUCGUGUUAUCACUAUAGCAACCAACCAAUUGCAUCUGUUAUCCGUAUUUUACUGCAAACCGGUGCGUUUUGACUCGAGCUGGCUCGACAUGCGUGAGGAAUGAGCGAUACGGACACGGACGACACCGAUCUGUUGCUGCUCAUACCGCCCAAUUACUAUUCGGAGGUGAAGAUGAGCUCAGGCGCAGGCGCAGCGGCCGAUGCACUGGCCAUGCCCCCGCCCCCCGCGCCCACAAGUGCGGCGUACCAGUUCCUGCAUCCCAGCAAGAAAUCGGAGCUCAAUAACAUAAAUGCACGGUUGCAGAACAUCGGACUGGAUGCGGAGGAUGAUCGAGGAUUUGAGCCACCAUCGGAUAUAUCCACCAUAUCCACGAAUACCGUGAGAAAUGCAGCAGGACGGCCAAACAGGGAGCUCCAUGGCAUGGUGCACUCCACUCCAAAAAGUGGAUCUGUGGAGCCUCUUCGCCACCGACCCUUAGAGGAUAACAUACUCCUGGAGAUUGAUCACUACCUGGACGACAACAAUGCACAUCGCUGGCAGAGGCAGGAUCAUCACCUGCAUCACCAUAGCGAUGACCAUCUGCGGAACGAGCGGGUGGUGCAAGAGGGUCAUCCGGCGGCCACAUCCUUGCCUAGCAUGCGACUGGCUUCCUCGUCCUCCGGCGCUGCUUCAGUGAAGGAAGUAGUGAGAGGCGCACGCAACAGCUUGAACGACAACAAGCUUAUCAGCCUGAGUGAACUCUGGGGCAAGAGUAGCAUGUCGAGAACUGUCCUGGACAACAAUUCUCCCAACCAACUCUUGUGCAGUCCUUCCCUGAAAGAGGAACAACUGAGGAGACAGCAUCUAGAGAAAACUGUUCACACCCUGCAAUCCCAACUGUUGGAGUACCAGCAGCGCAUAUCAGUGGCCAUCGAGGUAGAUCGUUCCAAGGAUGCAGCCCUCAGUGGAGCUGAGCAAACAGCCCAGAGCCUCAACUACGAGGUUCAGCAACUUCGUAAUGCUCUCCACCGGCUGGAGACGGACAGAAGCGAAUCUCACACCAAGAUUGAUGCCCUGCAGCACGAGUUGUCCCAGGCUGUCCACUUGGCCACCCAGUUUCAGGAAAAGAAUGAUAAAUUAGAGGGGGAACUGGAUCAUCGCAGAAAAGAGGCCAAGGAUUGGGACGACAGACUGGAGCAACUGGAAAUGCAGCUGCACAGCAGCAAGAGGGCAGAAGAGCUAUCACACGCGGAGCUCAACAAGCUGAGGGAUAAGUUUGCCAAGGUCGACUACCAGCAGGAGAAGCUAAAAGCCCGCAUUGAAGAACUGGAAAAAGACAAGAACACGCUUACAAACCAAAAGGAAAUGCUGCAAGAAUAUCAUCAAAAACAAAAAGCUCGUGCAGAUUCUUUGGAGGCCCAGCGCAAAUCCAUGCAAGAAACACUGGCAAAUCUAACCGAAAAUGAGACAAAUCUUAAAAAAAAGUUGGAUAUUCAACAGAAAUCUCUAAAGCAGUAUUACCAACAGCAAAUGGAGAAUGUGGUUUCCAAAAAAAUGCAGGAAUUUCAAGACCAGCUGGACAAAAAUGAGGAGCAUCUAAAGAAUGAGGCACGCGAACGUGAAAGGCUGAUAGCUGAGCGAGCCGUUAAACAGCUGGAAAUGAUCAACGAGAAAAACAAUCAGGAACUGAAUCUAAUCCAGGAAAAGCAUAACGAGGAGGUUGAGUUGUAUCGCCUUCAGUUGGCGAAUGCGUCCAAGAAGAUAGAUGAAAUGGAUCUGAAACUCAGCUGUUACAAAACCAAGAGAGCUGAUAUUGCGGAGAAGCUCCAUGGAGUAAUGGAAGCCCAGUGGCAGCAGGCACUUGCAAUACUUACCACGCCUACUCAGAACUCUCUGAUGCAAGCCAGCGACACUGAAGGAGAAUCACCGGAGCUCAACAAUGCCCGCAUUUAUCCAGAGACUCCCAAGACGAGCAAAUCACAGCGCAGCAACAGCACGGAGAAGAACAACUUAGAUGUGGUGGGGAAACGAGAUCCGCCCUCACCAAUGGAUAAGCUGCAGGCCUACAUUGAGCUGCUCCUUAGCAAGUCGCCCAGUGAUUUCGACAAACUCGAUGAGAUUCUGUCCAUGGCGACCAAACAGGGAAGCAAACAAAACAAACCAAAAAGCGGAAAUGGCAACAGUAAGCCUCCACCCUGGAAGUGCUGACAACAAGAGAAGCUUUCGAUA
Drosophila rhopaloa is the source of this 2244-nucleotide messenger RNA. Its product is annotated as microfibrillar-associated protein 1. Gene Ontology annotation, cellular component: centriole; centrosome; U2-type spliceosomal complex. The transcript is spliced from 4 exons. Lineage: Eukaryota; Metazoa; Arthropoda; Insecta; Diptera; Drosophilidae. Bases 136 to 2223 code for a protein of 695 amino acids. The record is from RefSeq and is a predicted model, not a curated record. Gene Ontology annotation, molecular function: RNA binding. Gene Ontology annotation, biological process: mitotic cytokinetic process; centrosome separation; mRNA splicing, via spliceosome.